Messenger RNA from Haliotis rufescens (red abalone), 1376 nucleotides. RefSeq names its product 26S proteasome non-ATPase regulatory subunit 14. NCBI's taxonomy places the organism in Eukaryota, Metazoa, Mollusca, Gastropoda, Lepetellida, Haliotidae. Bases 102 to 1037 code for a protein of 311 amino acids. Gene Ontology annotation, molecular function: proteasome binding; metallopeptidase activity; protein binding. The record is from RefSeq and is a predicted model, not a curated record. Gene Ontology annotation, cellular component: proteasome regulatory particle, lid subcomplex. The transcript has 11 exons. Gene Ontology annotation, biological process: protein deubiquitination; proteasome-mediated ubiquitin-dependent protein catabolic process.
GUCAGUUUUAUUCAAUGAUCGCUCCCUUAUACCCAUAAUGCACAGGAGUUCCUGUAACAACUUGCAUUGUCAUUUACUGCUUAACCAGUAACUCUAGAAUAAUGGAUCGCUUAUUAAGACUGGGUGGUGGUAUGCCGGGGCUUGGUCAAGGUGCCACCCCAUCAGAUGCCCCUGUUGUAGACACGGCUGAACAAGUCUACAUAUCCUCUUUGGCACUGCUUAAGAUGCUGAAGCAUGGACGAGCUGGUGUACCAAUGGAGGUUAUGGGUCUCAUGUUGGGGGAGUUUGUGGAUGACUACACUGUCAGGGUCAUCGAUGUGUUUGCCAUGCCACAGUCAGGAACAGGUGUGAGUGUAGAGGCAGUAGAUCCAGUGUUCCAGGCCAAGAUGUUGGAUAUGUUGAAACAGACAGGGAGACCUGAGAUGGUGGUUGGAUGGUAUCACUCCCAUCCUGGCUUCGGCUGUUGGUUGUCAGGUGUCGACAUCAACACACAACAGAGUUUUGAGGCUCUGUCCGAGAGAGCUGUUGCAGUUGUUGUAGACCCCAUACAGAGUGUGAAGGGCAAGGUUGUCAUUGAUGCUUUCCGUCUCAUCAACCCAAACAUGAUGGUUCUGGGUCAGGAACCUCGUCAGACUACAUCCAAUCUCGGCCAUCUCAACAAGCCUUCAAUACAGGCUCUGAUCCAUGGACUCAAUAGACACUACUAUUCCAUUGCCAUCAACUACCGCAAGAAUGAACUAGAACAAAAGAUGCUGCUGAACCUGCACAAGAAGAGCUGGGUGGACGGCCUCAUGCUGCAGGACUACAACACUCACUGUAGCCUCAAUGAGAAGACUGUCAAGGAGAUGCUGGAUCUGGCCAAGAACUACUCUAAGGCUUUAGAGGAAGAAGAAAGUAUGACACCAGAACAGCUUGCUAUAAAAAAUGUUGGAAAACAGGAUCCCAAGCGUCAUUUAGAAGAGCAUGUAGAUGUCCUGAUGACCAAGAACAUUGUGCAGUGUCUCGGCUCCAUGUUACAUACAGUUGUAUUCAAAUAGACACUAAUACCAUCAUGUGGAGUGACCAAUUCCAGUCACAGAAAAAAACACAAAAUUAAUGUUUUGUGAAAUAGAAAUACAGCAAGCUCAUCUUUACACUUGAUGGGUGAACUGCUGUUCCUCUGGUAUGAUGUCAAGACAAAAGGAAACCCAGCCCAGUUUAUUGUAAAAGAUGGAAUAUUGCUUGUGGCAUGGACAUUUGAGGUGUCUGGAUUGGGAAAGAAAUAGAUGCACAUAAGUGCUAAUCUCCUUGUAUAUACUACUUUAUGUGCUCUUGUCACCUUCCAUUGUAUUGCUUAAGCUCAUUUCAUUUGUAUAAAAAUUAUGUCAAUGAAAACA